This is a messenger RNA of Zingiber officinale, 483 nucleotides long. RefSeq names its product basic transcription factor 3-like. The record is from RefSeq and is a predicted model, not a curated record. Bases 7 to 483 code for a protein of 158 amino acids. NCBI's taxonomy places the organism in Eukaryota, Viridiplantae, Streptophyta, Magnoliopsida, Zingiberales, Zingiberaceae. Gene Ontology annotation, cellular component: nascent polypeptide-associated complex; cytosol. The transcript has 5 exons.
UAGCAGAUGAAUCGUGAGAAGCUUAUCAAGAUGGCUGGUGUUGUCCGCACCGGUGGGAAAGGCAGUAUGCGCAGGAAGAAGAAGGCAGUUCAUAAGAGCCCUACUACACAUGACAAAAAACUUCAGAGCUCACUGAGAAGAAUUGGGGUAAAUACUAUACCUGCCAUAGAAGAAGUCAACAUCUUUAAAGAUGAUGUUGUCAUCCAGUUUCUGAAUCCCAAAGUGCAAGCUUCUAUUCCAGCCAAUACAUGGGUGGUUAGCGGUUCUCCUCAGACUAAAAAACUUGAGUACUUGCUUCCUACAGUCAUCAACCAGUUAGGCCCUGAUAAUUUAGAGAACUUGGGGAGGCUUGCAGAGCACUUCCAGAAGCAAGCACCUGAUGCUGCUGGUGCUGCUGCUAAAGGUGAAGAUGAUGAUGAUGUCCCAGAACUUGUGCAUGGAGAGACUUUUGAACGGGCUGCAGAGGAGAAACAAGAUUCAUAG